CAAUACAAUUAAUGAAUCAGUAUUCAAUGAUCUCCCGCUGGCUUGGAUGAUUUGAUAAUGCUUUAUUUCCUCUAGGUUCAGAUCAGGAUACCAGUCUGAAAGGAAGGAGUUCAAGGACGGACCACAGCUCAACGGGUGCGAACGGCGGCGUCAAUACUGUGUCGCACAGCCACGCCAUGGUUGCCAAUGGUUACAUCUGUAAAGACUGUUCCAUACACUCUGAGAGGAAAGAAGCUCUCACCACAUACUCCUCGUCCUCCUCGUCUCAGGCUGCCUCUGCUGCAGCUGCUGCCGCCACCUUCUCCUCUUCCUCGUCUCAGGCUGCCUCUGCUGCAGCUGCUGCCGCCACCUUCUCCUCCUCCUUGUCUCAGGCUGCCUCUGCUGCAGCAGCUGCCGCCACCUUCUCCUCUUCCUCGUCUCAGGCUGCCUCUGCUGCAGCAGCUGCCGCCACCUUCUCCUCUUCCUCGUCUCAGGCUGCCUCUGCUGCAGCAGCUGCUGCCGCCAUCUCAUCAUCAUCAGCCUCAUCCUCCAGUUUAUACUGCACGGUCAAGAGUCAGAGGAGCAAGACAGGUCUCCUGGUGUCAGUCUCUAACACGUGUGUCCACUACAGCAGACGAGCCCUGGCCCCUAUAGUGUCCCUGGUGACACUGCUCUUCCAGAAUGUUCUGUGGCUGGGCACUAGGGCUAGGAGCCACUCAGGCAAAGGUGUCCUGGCGUCCCUCUUAGACAGGGCCAGACGGGCUGUCUCCUCCAGCGCGUCCCGUGUCUCUUGGCUCUUUAAGCAGACCACUCUCCACAGGAUGAUGGGCUACAGGGCCAACGGCUACGAAGGCAAAGCUCAUUCUAGUUACUGUGGGAGCAUGAAUGUAAAAGACCACGUGAUGGGAGACGGACACCAACACUUUUUGAAUGGCUCGUUGUGUGACGACUGUAAAGGGAAGCAGCACCUGGAGACCAACACACUGGUCCACAGUCACACACAGACCUCCAGAACUCACCGUCUACUGGGGGGUCUGUGGACCCUUAUAGCUUACACAGGCUACUGUCUGCUCCAGCCAGGUUCAUGUAGUGAGGGCAGGCCUGGCGCUGGGUCAGCAGUGGGGUCAGCAGUACGGUCAGUGGCUCAGAGACUCCUGUCGGUGCUGUGGCUAGUCCUGGGAGCUCCAGGUAAAGCAGCCAGACGGUUGUUGUGGUGUCUGGGGACAGGCUGGUACCAGCUGGUGUCUCUCAUGUCUCUGUUCAACGUCUUCUUCCUGACCCGGUGCCUGCCCAGAAUGUGGAAGCUCCUCCUCUUCCUCCUUCCCCUCCUGCUACUUCUGUGGUUGUGGUUCUGGGGUCCGUCCAGUUUCCUCUCCUACCUUCCAGCCAUAAACCUGACAGAGUGGCGCUCCAGAGUGGUGUCCCCCUUCACCCUCUCAUCGUUUAUCCUGACCCCUGCCCUUGUUUCCACCCCCGCCACACCACUGGAGCAGAUCCCCCCAGCAUCCCCCGGCCCACAGGCACAGCCAGUCCUUCCCCCCAUAGUCACCGUGGACACAGAAGGCCUGGAGCGUCUGGAGCGGGUAGAGCAUGGUCUGACCCUGCUGUGGGAGCGGGUGGAGCAGGGGGACCAGAGGCAGGAGCAGCAUCACGGGGACACCCUGGCCCAGUACACCCUCCUGAGGGAGCAGCUGGACAGCCAGACGGACAGGGACAGCCUGGGUCUCUGGGUCUCUGGCUUGCUGGAGCACAGGAUCACCCUGCUGAGAGGAGAGUUGGAGCAGCAGGAGGCCUCACACAGGGCACAGACUGAAGAGCAGAGGGUUCAGCAGCAGAGUCAGGAGACACGGCUGGCUGAGCUGGAGGGGCUGCUGCAGGUCCUCGCUACUAAAACUGAGGCGGUGCAACAGAAACGGGAACAGCGGAAGGAGGAGACAGAGGAGACAGCCACACCAGCCCCUGCCUCUGUCAGUGUGGGUGUGGAUCAGGAGGCCCAUGCUGCUUUGCUGGCGGAGGUGCAGAGGCUGGAGGGGGAGCUGGGUCGGAUCAGGGGCGACCUGCAGGGGGUGAUGGGAUGUCAGGGGAAAUGUGAGCAGCUGAACACAAUCCAGGAAACGGUGUCUACCCAGGUGUCCGCCCAGGUGAGGCGGGAGCUGCGGGCCCUGUUCUACGGCUCUGUCGACCAGACCCACCAGGGAGAACCAGACAUCCCCGAGGGUCUCCUCCAGUGGCUAUCGUCGCGCUACGUGAACGGGGCCGACCUGCAGGCCCUCCUGACCAACCUGGAGCUCAGCAUCCUGAGGAACGUGUCGCUGCAGCUGGAGGAGAGCAGGGCCGAGGCCCGGACGGAGGCUGAGGCCAGGGCUGCAGUCAUCACCACCCAGACCCAGGCUAUUACACAGAGUGUCCAACACACGGCCGUGGGCGGGGGACUGUCUGAGGAGCAAGUGCAGCUGAUCGUCCAGAAUGCCCUGAAACUCUACUCCCAGGAUAGGACGGGCCUAGUGGACUACGCCCUGGAGUCUGGAGGCGGUAGCAUCCUAAGCACGCGCUGCUCGGAGACGUACGAGACAAAGACGGCCCUCAUGAGUCUGUUCAGCGUGCCCCUCUGGUACUUCUCCCAGUCACCCCGUGUCGCCAUCCAGCCUGAUAUGUAUCCAGGGAACUGCUGGGCGUUUAAAGGUUCUCAUGGUUACCUGGUCAUCCGGUUGUCCCUGAGGAUCCUCCCCACAGCCUUCUGUCUGGAGCACAUCCCCAAGGCCCUGUCCCCUACCGGCAACAUCACCAGCGCCCCGCGCAACUUCACUGUCUACGGUCUGGAUGAUGAGUAUCAGGAGGAGGGAAAGCUGUUGGGUCAAUACACCUACCAGGAGGACGGAGACUCAAUGCAGAACUUCCCUGUCAUGGAGAAGAACGAAAGGGCCUUCCAGAUCAUCGAGGUGCGGGUGCUGACCAACUGGGGUCACCCCGAGUACACCUGCCUCUACCGCUUCAGAGUCCACGGAGAACCACGCAUCCAGUGAGGGAGGAUGGCGGCCAUGUGACCUGCCAGCCAACAGAGAAAUGCAUAUCAUCCUAUCUGUAUAUAGUACUGGACAUAUGGUUCUAAAUGGAGGGGGCUGGGAAAAACCAGACUUAUAUAGACGAGUGACUUCAGAAGUGUGGGGAUGGGUGUUUGAUUUAUGCUAGAAUGUGUCCAAGGGGGGGUUUUGUUUUACUCGGUAUUGAAAUGGUGAAAGAAUGAACUGUAAUGAAAUGUCAGGGAAUGUGAAAGAGAAAAGAAGAGUGAAGGUAGAAGAAGCUCGGUCCCAGUCCCUCCUCCUUAAACCUGCUCUUGCACUGAAUUAGCCCUCCAGGUCAAAACCCUUUGGUUUUUGGAGGAGCGUUUUCCUCUGUCGCUCUCACACAACCAUCUCGAGUCUGUGACCUCGAGAUGGAAACGGACUACACACAUCUUUUUUUAUUUCCUUACACAUCCUAUCUGAUUUGGUUAUUGUUUUAAUCAGGUGUUAUUUUGAAUUGGAUGUUUCUUUGGAGACCCCUUGUGGAUUCUGAUGGAGUUUCAGGAUCAAAGCCACAGAACUGGAUCAAAGCCACAGAACUGGGCCUAAAUGACGUUUAUAUAGGCCUCACACACACUGGGCCUACAUGACACUGUAUAGGCCACAAUUCUCUUGAUACAAAGCUACUGCUCUCUGCUGCUGUUGGUUGGUCAGUCUGCAGGGCCAGCUAACGUGGUCAGUGGACACUCGCCAGACACAGACCGGACUGCUACCGUUCUUUGGAUUCAACAACACUACCGUUCGCCAUGAUUUUAUGCAUCCACACACACAGCCAUCAAAACUAAGCUCUAUCUCUCUCCUAUAGAAAAUGUUACACACAUGGACAGACUUUUAUUGAGUUGAUAUAUGUGUAUCUCAAGUUAAGAUUUGGUCUUGAAGCUCUGUGGAGUCCAGACUGGAGUGUUAAUGAGAGUGAGACUGACAGCCAAUGGUUUGGCUUCUAGUGCAGCGAGCCAAUGGUUUGGCUGCUCCUUGCACAGUCAUUAUAACGUCCUCUACUAGAGCUUCUACUCUGGAAAAGGGGAUCCUUGGGAUGUCCCAACGCUGACAUCAUCCCAUUGAAGUUCAGGUUAGGGUUAAGUAAUCUGUAUAUUUCAUUGUUAAUAGUUGGUCCUUUUUUAAGAAUUAGAUUUUAUCAGUGUUGCUUUAUGAAAAAAAGGGUACACCUUGUCAAUAUUUCUAUAAUUUGUAUUACCCAUUGUAAGUGUAAUUAUGUUUGACUUUUACCAUUUUUAGUUGAGAAUAAUGACAAAUGAUGCCUGUAAAUGAAAUGUGUGUUGCACAAGUCCUCACAAUUUGUGGAGAAAACUAGAUGGGGUCUAGAUGGGGUAGCUAUAAAUGAGUUGUGUGUGGACCAGAAAGUCUAAAUGUACAAAAAAAUGAUUUCAUGAUCCUAUUUAUUUUUAAGAUAAUUAGUUACUGCAAGAUAGGACUGCAUUGUAUUUUUAUCAAAAAGCUUUUCAGUGCAUUUUGGAAACAUCUUGGGACAGUACAGAUUUUGUUUUUCACUUGUUUUUAAAUGUUUUUUGUUGUUUUGUUGCUGCUGUCAUCCUGAGAUAGCUAAACCGCAUUUUAGAAUAUAUUCCUAAAGAAUUACAUUUUGAGAGCUUUUGAUGCAUGUGAUAUUUUACCUAAUAAAGACUAUUGUUUUUUUAUUUAAAA
Salvelinus sp. IW2-2015 is the source of this 4703-nucleotide messenger RNA. Its product is annotated as SUN domain-containing protein 1. Lineage: Eukaryota; Metazoa; Chordata; Actinopteri; Salmoniformes; Salmonidae. Gene Ontology annotation, cellular component: meiotic nuclear membrane microtubule tethering complex; nuclear envelope. Gene Ontology annotation, molecular function: protein-membrane adaptor activity. The record is from RefSeq and is a predicted model, not a curated record.